This is a messenger RNA of Myzus persicae (green peach aphid), 1672 nucleotides long. Its product is annotated as UDP-glucuronosyltransferase 2B2-like. NCBI's taxonomy places the organism in Eukaryota, Metazoa, Arthropoda, Insecta, Hemiptera, Aphididae. The record is from RefSeq and is a predicted model, not a curated record. The transcript has 4 exons. Gene Ontology annotation, molecular function: UDP-glycosyltransferase activity. Bases 41 to 1591 code for a protein of 516 amino acids.
AGCUUUUAUAAUAUUUAGUAUUUUCGAAGUAGCCGUAACAAUGAGCACGUUGCUUUGUACUAUUAUGUUAUCAGUGUUUUGCAUUCUUACUGUUUCGAUGACAUAUGCAUCUAUUGAUGCAUUGCAAAUCCUCGCAAUUGAAAGUAUUGCCGGUAAAAGUCAUUGGAAUUUUAUGAGUGCAGUUCUCCGAUCUUUGACGGACAUCGGUCAUAAUGUUACCGUAUUUACUCCAUUUCCCGAUGGCAAUCGGGAUAACUAUACAGAAGUAUUCUUGGAUUUACCAUCGAAAGUCGAAAUGGAUGCUGAAUACACGUUGAACACAUUUGGGAAAUCGACUGUGAUGAUCCCUCUACUCAUGAAUAUGACUCGAUCCUUUUGCAAGAUCGCAUAUGAACAACGGGAAAUGCUAGAAAUCGUAGACAGUGGUAAAUCUGCAAAUUAUGAUAUUAUUUUCACUGAAAUAGCUGCAUCGGAAUGUGCAUCGCAUAUAGCUUCGAAGCUGGACUUGCCACUGAUAUACGUAAUUCCUUCGCCAAUGAUCACCUACAUCGAGCAUACUGUAUUCGGAGACGUAUCAAAUCCAGCCACAGUGUCCCAUCUGUUUGCUCACCACGCAGUACCUAGAACAUUUGCUCAAAGAUUUGUAAAUGUCAUACUUUUAGGUUUUAGUUUACUGAUGUUAAAAUAUAAAGAAAUGGAAUUGAAAAAAAUUGAUUCACAACCAUAUGAUCUGGUAGAACCUAUAAAACCGUCAUUAGUGUUCAUGAACACACAUUACAUUACCGAGGCACCAAGACCUUUUCCUGCAAGUUUUAUACAAAUUGGAGGGAUACAUCUGAGUGAACCAAAAGGCAUACCAAAUGAUGUACUGGAGUUUAUUGAGAAUUCACCACAUGGAGUAAUUUAUUUUACGUUUGGCUCAGUCAUAUCAAUGUCAACUUUACCAGACCGUGUUCUCAAAGCAUUUAAAGAAGCUUUAGCACAAGUACCUCUGAGGGUAUUAUGGAAAUACGAAGGAGAAAUGAAAGAUAAACCAAUAAAUGUAAUGACAAGUAAAUGGUUUCCUCAGCGUGAUAUACUCAUGCAUCCAAACGUCAAAUUAUUCAUUAGUCACGGAGGUAUAUCGGGUGUAUAUGAAGCUGUAGAUGCAGGUGUUCCUGUUCUUGGAUUCCCUCUCUUCUACGAUCAACCUAGAAACAUUGAUAAUUUAGUUGAAGCAGGAAUGGCGAUUUCUAUGGAUCUUUUAACAUUACAAAAAGAUGAAUUGUUAAAAAAUAUUUUAGAUCUCAUUAAUAACGAAAAGUAUACGAAGAAUGCUAAAAUAGUUUCUGAUAGAUUUAAAGACCGACCAAUGUCACCGGCAGAAUUAGUUGUUUACUGGACAGAGUACGUAAUUCGUCAUAAAGGUGCACCACAUUUAAAAUCUCACGCUCUUAAUUUGACGUGGUAUCAAUACUUUUUAUUGGAUGUUAUUUUUGUGAUAUUUAUUUUUAUUUCCUUUGCUAUUUUCAUUACUUACAAACUUUUUAAAAUUAUGUAUUCUUACUUCUUUUUAAAAUGUUCACAAACUAUCAGACCAAAGUUAGAAUAACUUGAGUAGGUAGUAUCAUAAUAUUAUUAAAUGAUUGUAAAUUGUAAAUUUAUUUUUUGAAUACAAUUAGUUUUAUUUUCU